This is a messenger RNA of Poecilia latipinna (sailfin molly), 1649 nucleotides long. It is a transcript of the gene ppap2d, whose product is annotated as phosphatidic acid phosphatase type 2D. Bases 587 to 1579 code for a protein of 330 amino acids. Gene Ontology annotation, cellular component: plasma membrane. Gene Ontology annotation, molecular function: phosphatidate phosphatase activity. The transcript is spliced from 6 exons. The record is from RefSeq and is a predicted model, not a curated record. Lineage: Eukaryota; Metazoa; Chordata; Actinopteri; Cyprinodontiformes; Poeciliidae. Gene Ontology annotation, biological process: signal transduction; phospholipid dephosphorylation; phospholipid metabolic process.
AGACAAACAGCGGGGAGGUCAGGGGCGGGGGUAACAUGUGGGUUACAGUCUGAUCAAUACGCAUCGAUUUUCAGGGUCUGCAGACGGAGCCCCUUUCGAUUUCAGACCCAGAGCUGCAACAGCUCACAGAAAACAGGUAUGAGCAGUAAUUGGGUUUUGAGCCCAACAAAAUAAAAGGGGAGGAGCACUGUGAGAACUUCAAGUCGUUAUGAUUCAAGGGACCGAGCAGAACAACAUGCUUCCACUCAGAAAUGUGUUGUGAACUUAAUCUAGAGAGUACUGCUCCCUUCGGGUCUCUGCUUGAUUCCUCAGCUUCUCUUACCCACGUCCUGUACUUCUUAUUGAUGACAAACUUUGCCUCAAGGGGAGCGGUCGAUCAGUUGGUGACCGAGGUCUGCUGCUGCUGUCAAACUUCAGCUGACAUGGAUCUGUUGCACCGACGGACGCACUGAACAGUUUGGGGAAUUUUCUUCACUCGACAGGACGAACUGACUGCAAUUAAUUUGUCUUCAACUUUUUUUUUCUUAAAGUUAUACCUACGUAUAUACAUAAAGAAAGAAGAAGAAAAAAAAAAACUUUACCAGACAUGCAGAAGUUAAACUCAAGCGGGACGCACUGCAGCACGCUGCCCCGGGACGCAGAGCUGCAGCUGCGGUUGGCUGACAGCGGAGGCUCCGGGGAAGGGAGGGAGAACGGCGCAGGGAUACAUUUCCUCACCCAGCCCGAAGACCAGGGCUCGUUCUGUACCAAGCGGAAGAUGCUUGUCGGCUUGGAUGUUAUAUGUCUCUGUGUUGCUUCCAUCCCAUUUUUUGCAUGUGAAUUGAGGGCAGUGACUCCGUAUGAACGAGGCUUUUUCUGCGGAGACGACAGCAUCACCUAUCCAUACCUGGAGACGGAGGCCAUCCCCGACACCCUGCUCAUCGCAGGCGGCAUCGCCAUCACCGGCUUAACAAUUGCUCUGGGAGAAUGCUACCGUGUGCGCUUUCGAGGCGUGCUCUCACGAGCUUUUGUUAGAAACCACUACGUGUCGUGCCUGUACAAGGAACUGGGAAGCUUCCUGUUUGGCUGUUGUGUGGGGCAGUCUCUCACAAACAUGGCCAAACUCAGUGUGGGGCGCCUGCGGCCGAACUUCCUCUCUGUGUGUAACAUCACAUACGAAUCCAUUAACUGCACUCGUGGCAGCUACGUCAGUCAGGUCAAAUGCAAUCCACGCCAUGACAAGCUGGUGGUAGAGGCAAGGAAAUCCUUUUUUUCCGGGCACGCUUCCUUUGCCAUGUACACCAUGCUCUAUCUGGCAUUCUACCUGCAGGCUAGGCUGUCGUGGCGAGGAGCUCGAUUAUUGCGUCCGCUGGUGCAGUUCCUCUUAGUGAUGCUGGCCAUCUACACAGGCCUGAGCCGCAUCUCUGACUACCGCCACCACCCCACUGAUGUCCUCACCGGCUUCAUCCAAGGGGGACUCACUGCAUACUGGGUGGCUUUUCACAUCUCGUCCAUGUUCAAGCCCUGCACCCGUUCAGACAUGUCUCCAACAAGCGUGUGCCUAGAGAGUCCACUGUCCAGCCAGCAAACGGUUUGCUAGCAGGUGGUGUCAGGAGACAAACAAGAGGGGCUGGACUGCAAUAAAGCAAGAGCAACAGAUGUUGAAAAGA